This is a messenger RNA of Mesocestoides corti, 1029 nucleotides long. The record is from the annotation of a GenBank genome assembly. Lineage: Eukaryota; Metazoa; Platyhelminthes; Cestoda; Cyclophyllidea; Mesocestoididae.
AUGGCCACUGCGAUCGCAGUCACUCCCACGGCCACCAACAUAGCUACCUUCAACACCAUAUCCUUCUUUGUCUUCCUCUACUUUGUAGCUACCAGAGAGAAGAAUGUGCCGAAGUGUGAUGGUGGAGCACUUUGGCAAGAAGAUGCCCUGCAGUCGCAGCACGACAACCGGAAACGUCACCUUGUGGACACGCGGGAGGAGGGGGAGGAGGUGGAGGAAGGCCGGUCUGUGCUGAGAUCCGCUCUUGAUGCCCCGCCGGAGGAAACGUGCGCGUCGCAGCUCCACAUUCUCGCUAGUGUGCACUUCACAAACGUAGACGCCAAUCUACAAGGUAUCUCCCACGCCCCUCUCCCACUCCACUUCCCCAGACGUUCUUCUGAUACACGUCCUCCUUGUGUAUUGGGUUUGGUGCUCGUCUUCUACUAUUUGGUAAUUGCCUUCGAACCUUUACAGGCAAUUGCUCAUUUUCAGAAGGGUCUGCGCACUCUACAGACGGAGGCGCCAGAUGUAUUCUUCUCCGGCCUGACGACCAUCGCUCCACCAUCUGGUAGUUCUGGCGCUGCAUCCGACAUCUCCGUCGCCGGCGCUGCCACCACUACAGCGUCAAGCACAAGAGCCACCGUAGCUACCGCUAACGCAGCUGACUCCGCCACCGUAGCGACCUCAUCUGUCGGCAACGUGGAAUUGGCCUCUCCGCUGGCGAGUCUGCUGAAUGUCGCCGCCAGCACCCGUGGCACACAGGCUGUGAGUUGUGGAACCUUAUCUUCCUCUCCCUCUCUCUCUCUCUUUCUAUCUCUAUCGUCCAUGCGUGUGGGAUGUGACGAUAUCCUUGAUAAAAAUGAGGCAAAUAGGCUUCUCCAGCAGUACUCAGUCACGGUCUGUCCAAAGGUGUUUGAGCAUUCAAGUAAGGGCAAGCCUCGCGUGCGUAUGUCUUUCUCUCUCUCUCUCUCUGUGGGUGCUUGGGUAUCUGUGGCCAUUCCAACAGAAAAUACAUCGGGUUCGUGUCUGCAUUGUCAUUGGAUAAUCUGA